AGCGGCCAUGUAGAACUUUGCGCGGGGUGAUAUGAUCAUAGCACCUGGAAAAAGAGGAACGACUGCCUCAAGUGGAGCCGGCAGGAAUUGCUCCAUCCCGCCGCUGCUUCGUCUUCCUCCGCAGUCUCUUGCCUCGCUUUCUGGCCUACACGCGCGUUGCCGCUGAGGACAAUUCCUGAGGCUACGAGUAAUACAUGAUUCCUAUAGUGAAGAUACCUACAGUAUCUUGCUUCAGAAGUGUUGCCAGUCGGAACAAGAGAUGGGUCAAGUUGCCGAAGCAUGGCUUGAAUGCCAGAAAAGAAUAGAUGAUUAUGUUGAUGAACAGCUUAAUUUUGUUCCAGGUGGCAGUGAGAACAAAACAACGCUUUCUGAAAGAAGACUGGGAAGUUUUUAAACAGAGGCAUUUCAUAGAACAGCGAAACAGCAAGAAAGCAGUAUCUGAAGAAAAUAACUUUACAGACACAAUGAGACAUCUGUUGUCAUCACGACUAAGUAUUUCUGACUGUCCCAAUUGCAAUUACAGGCACAAAUGUACUUGUGAUGACUGCAGCCUUUCUCAUAUUCUGAUGUGUGGAAUCAUGGAUUCACGGGCUACAGAUGAUCUCCAUAGUAAUCACCUGCCACUUCAGAUUGAUCCUGCUCCUGAUUAUUUGUCUCAAAUGCACUUACGUGGUAUGUCAUCCGGAAGCUCAGGGUCCAGGUCGAGUUCCCCUUUCACUGACCAGCAGAUAGACAGACCAAGACUCAUUCUUACAGAUAACUGCUCUGGAUCAACUUUUAAUAUUGAAGAUGAAGAUGUUUCACCAGUAUCAGAAAAACCUGCUGAUAUUUGUUUGAUUAAUCAUUCUGAUAGUGCUGAGGCUGUCAGAAAUGUGAAUGAAAUCCAACGACAGUUAAAUAAUAGAGUCAAGAACAUGGCAUUAAAGUAUGAGUCUCUCCAGCAGAAUUGUAGUACUAGUAGCAGUUCAUCAGAAGCAGAUGCUGAAGAAGCAGAUGAGGAGAAUGCUAGUAAUUUAUCAAGGACUCACGAAAGUGAUUUAAUGCUUGGAAGAAAUGUGAGAAGGAAGGAUGAAGCCAAAAUAGACAGUUCUCUGCCAUCAUACUCCACUCAGCAGGCUGAUCAAGGGCCAGUUUGUUGUGAGUGCCAUAUCUGUACACAGGAAGCCUCAGGCUCCUCUUCUUCAGACACUGAAGUGAGAUGUCUUCCUGCUGGGCAUCGGUUUAGAAUCCCAGAAAAACCUGCCCAUCCUGCUCUUCAUCUUUAUCCUCAUAUCCAUGGACAAAUACCACUUCAUACUAUUCCCCAUAUAUCUCCUCCACUAAUCCAUCCCUCCUUAUAUACAGCUUCCCCCUUUGCACAGAAUAAGGCCCUGGUUCAGAAUCAUGCAAAUAAUCAGCAAGUUCUCAGUACAUCAUUCCAAGAUAAUAUGUACCCAAAUGAUUUUGGGAGUACUGCAGACUGGAAGAGUUCUAAAUUUCUAAGUAUUUGGGAAUCUGAAGUCAUGAAUGAGAAAAACUGGACUGUCUCCACCUUUUUGCAAGAUGAACUUCCUGACACUAAAAAAGUAGUUAUGGCGACAUCUUCGGCAACCUCUUCAGUUUCAUGCACUGCUACUACAGUACAGUCAAGCAACAACCAAUUUAAAGUUUCAUCUAAAAGAUCAUCAUCACUGGGUGAUGUAUUCCACAGUAUCAUUUCAGAGGAUCCCAGAUGUUCUGCAUUACCUGCACCACAAAACAAUCCCAUUAGUUUGGCAUCACUUCCUUCUCUUUCCCCUGCGUCAGCUCCCCAUUUCCCAAGUCCUAAUGCUUCAUCUUUCUCCAAAGUUACCACGACUGCUCUUGGCUUUGUGGAUCCCCAUGCAGGUCUUUAUCCCACAACAGUUGCACCUCCUUCAACUACAGAGAGCUUGAUUAGUGCUCCACCAAGUGUUUGCAGUGACCCUGAUUGUGAAGGCCAUCAUUGUGAGAACAGCAGUAUAUAUGAUCAUCAACAGUAUGAUGGUGAGGAGAGCCAAGAUGAAGAUAGCUGUUCAGAGCAUAGCUCUAGUACCUCAACAUCCACAAACCAAAAAGAAGGAAAAUACUGUGACUGUUGCUACUGUGAAUUCUUUGGUCAUGGAGGACCACCAGCAGCACCAACUAGUAGAAAUUACUCUGAAAUGAGAGAAAAACUUCGCUUACGUUUAACAAAGAAGAAAGAGGGACAACCCAAGCAUCCAGAGCUGAUACAAGAUAGCGAAAAUGUUGUUGAUAAUCGAAAAGUAGAAGACUUGCUACAGUUUAUAAACAGCCCUGAGACUAAACCCGUAAGCAGCUCACGGACAGCCAAACGAGCAAGGCAUAAGCAAAAAAAGUUAAAAGAAAAGGGCCACAUUGAAACCAAAGCUGGAGAACAGGAACAUCAGCUACUUCAACAGCAAGAAGAUGAGGGGACACAACAACCACAAGAGUUACAAACCAUAAAGGGGGGAAUAAAAGAGAAAACUAACAUAAACUGUCAGAAAGUAAAAGUACAUACUCAGAAUUGUCAAGUAAUGAAGAAGCCUUCCCCUGACACCCCAGAAAGCAUUCAGAAUGAAUUACUAGAUAAAAUAGAAACGUUAUCUAAUUCACUAUCUAAACAUGUAAAUCAUGUUGAACAGGUGCAGGUUUCUGAAAAUUGCUAUGACCAUUCGAAUCCAAUAAAUGGUAGAGACUCAAAACUGCUCUUCAAGACUGAGAUGACUGUGAAAUCACAAGAACCCCUUUCUUUGCUUCUUAAUAUAAUGCAUCAACAUGCAGAAGAUAGAAACAAAGAGCAGAUAACAGAAAUAAAUAAUCUGUUCGCUCAACGAUUGAAAAAGUCUUCCAAGGCAGCUGAUACCCAGACUCCACCUAAAAUUAAAAACAAAAUACAUUCUAAAAUAAAAGUGGCAGAACUUCAGUCACUUGCUGUUUCCAAAAAAGAGAAAAAACUAAGCAUUAAUAAAAUAAAGCAAAUUAACCCUGUGACACAGUCACCUUUUGUGGAAGGCUCCUUUUUCCCAAGGGAACAGCUGUACAAUAAACUCCAACUGCAAGAGUCUCGUCAUCCAAAAAGCAAGAGCAAGAAAAAUAAGAAAAAGAAAAGCGACAAAGGGAACUUGUCAGUUGAUGAUGUGUUUUUGCCAAAAGAUGUUGACCUAGACAGUGUGGAAAUGGAUGAGACAGAGCGGGAAGUGGAAUACUUUAAAAGAUUCUGCUUGGAUUCUGCCAGACAGACAAGGCAAAGACUUUCCAUCAAUUGGUCCAACUUUAGCUUGAAGAAAGCUACCUUUGCUGUCCACUAGGGGACACAAUAUGGAUAUGAAUUACUAACUCCACUCCCUGUGUUGAAAACUGCUGUGGCCUUGAGACGAAUAACUUCAUUUAGACAGUGCUGUGUGGAUCUUCACUGAUUACCUAGCCUUUCCCGAUUAUUUUAGAAGACUGAAAAAUUGCUGCUUUCUACCUAGAUAUGUUAGUUUUUGUGAGUGAAGUCUGUGAACGAGACUUAUCUGACUAUAGUCUGCAGUUGAUGGAAUUGAAACAAAACUUAGGCUUUUCCCAUUUUGCUAUGACUUGUCCUUUAUACAGAGCAGUGGAUCCAACCAGUUCUGCUCUUUCCUUAUAGACUUCUCAAAACAAAAUGUCAAGAAAACUACUCUUCUAGGACAAGCAUUUACUUUUGUUUUCACAAUCAGCUGUUAAGAAUGUACAAGUUAAGCUAUUUGUGUUUUUGAUUCCCAGUUUGUAGGUGGCUCGUGAAAAAAAAUCUUGCAGAAGAAAGUUUAGCAAACGAGUAGUCACGUAUCAAAUCAGUAAAAUUGUAUAACUGUAUUAACACUGAAGCCUACCUGGCUAAUUUUUAACAUAUUGUUAAGUAAUAUUAAAAUCAUGCCUUUCUUGUUGAAAGAUGGAAUACAUCAGUAAUCAUAAAAGACUAAUAUUCUGUUUUGUGUUUUGUUGUUGCAAUAGCAGGAGGUGGUGGGAAGCCAGUGUCUAGAUAUAUUAUAGAUGAGAGAGGCUUCAUGUAGUUUUGGUUUGUAUGUGUUUGCAAAGCUAGUAACUACCCUGGGGGAAAAACCUUUUGAAGAGCAGGAUAAAAAUCCCAAAUAGACUAGAACUAUGCACAAAUCCCUAACAAAUAUAGCUGUGAAAAGGAUUGGCUGUUAUGAUCAGGCCGUUAGUUUCCACCUAACACAUAGACAGCAAUUCAGAAUGUAACAGGCAGAAUAAAUUAAUUUAGAAGGAAGAGAUGAAAUUGGUAUAAUACCUAGAUUAAUUUGCAUUCCAAGUAUCAGUGUGAUCCUAUUGCUGACAUGCCCAUUGGGUGGGAUAUAAUUGUUCUCAAAUACCUGUGUGCUGAUUGACCACAGUACUAUGCUGGUGGAACAAUACCUUUCAGCAGAGAGGAUGCUACAUCUAGUCUAACUCUUAUAUUCGUGGGAUUUCACCAGCACAAUGGAGAAAACUAGGCAGAGGAGCAAUGGAAGUUGGACAUAAUGUUAUGCUUCCUAGGAGAGUUGGUCCUGUCCACAACUAUGGUGUAAUGUUACCUCUGCAUUAGAGUUAAUGGAGAACCCUAGACAACAGACCCCCUUUCCCCAAACCAUCCUCCAACCAUAUGUGAGGACAAGGUUUUUUGCAGCUGUUUGCAGUACAUGCAGGAAUAUAAAAGAGCCAGCCAGAGAACUUUGCUCUCGUUCAUCAAGACAUGGGACCACAUCAUUUUGCCACCAACUCUAGAGAGUAGAGUGGGGACUUUGAUGAUAUGAAACUUUGCAUAAUAGACAGCAGACACAGGAAACACAAAGAAUAAAGGGCAGAUAAAUAGCACCCAUCCUUUCAGAUUCCCCUUUCAGAUACUCUGCCCAGGAUUUCAGACGCAAAAAUUUACCAGGAAUUUCUAUCUCACUCCUACAGCUGGGGUGCAAUGACACCUCCCAGCACAGAUAAGCAAGGGAGAAGGGAGCUUGUGCAUAAAAAUAUAUCUGCAUCCGUCCAUCCCUCUUCUAAGAUAGGUAUUUUGUGUGGUCCAUUGAAAUUAAAAGGGGAUUGUAGAGGCAUACUAUACAACAAAACUAACAACUGCCACAAUAAAAAGAACUUGGAGCAAGGAAGUUGUGGUUGGUUCAUUUUGCUCUCAAGAAUUGGUGGGAAUAUACUAAAAACCUAAUAUGAGUACUUUUUAAAAGAAAGAAUAUAGUAUUCUUGGCAGCUGAAAACCAUAGCUAAGAAGGAUCAUAGCUCAAUAGUACAGUGUGUACUUUGCAUGCAGGAAAUGAAAGUCCCAGGUACAAUCCGCAGUAUCUCCAUUUAAAGGAUCAGGUGGGAAAGACCUGUGCCUGAUACCUUAGAGAGCCACCACAAGCCAAAGUAAACAAUAUUAGGCUGGAUGAACCAAUGGUCUGAUUUAUAAGACAGCUUCACAUGUUUAUAUUCCAGAUGGAAUAGCAAUUAAAUACCUUACUGCAUCCCCCCACUGUGAUUAAAAAAACAAUGUUGCAAAUUUUAAAAA
Molecule: messenger RNA, 5521 nt
Organism: Rhineura floridana
Lineage: Eukaryota; Metazoa; Chordata; Lepidosauria; Squamata; Rhineuridae
Gene: FAM193A
Product: family with sequence similarity 193 member A
Exons: 16
Coding region: 306-3311 (1001 amino acids)
Source: RefSeq, a predicted model, not a curated record